Miscanthus lutarioriparius is the source of this 819-nucleotide messenger RNA. NCBI's taxonomy places the organism in Eukaryota, Viridiplantae, Streptophyta, Magnoliopsida, Poales, Poaceae. The record is from the annotation of a GenBank genome assembly.
AUGGUGGAGAGGGAAAGAGACGAGGGAGAAGCAGCCAGGGCCCUGACCAGCGGGCCACUGCAGCAGCAGGAAGGAGCAGCGGAGGGCGAGAGCGACGAGAAAGCAGGAGACGAGCGGGAGGAGGAGGAGGACGACGACGACGACGAUCGAGACGAAGAAGGCACGGAGUGGUCGGAGAUACGGCUCGCCAUCGAUGAGCUGUCCCCGCCGGCCCGUCUCAAGCACGGCGACGGCGAUGGCAAGGCGGCCGCGUCGUCGCUGCCCACGCUGCGCUUCCUGGCGCUGUCGCACCUCCUCGUUCGCGUGCUCGAUAAGAUCGGGCCGACCAUGGCCGUGCUGAGGCUCGACGUCCAACGGAACAUCGAGAGGCUGCAGGAGCUGUACCUGUUGGACCCAGCCAAGUACUCGACCCUAACAGGGAUAUUGGAGAAGGAAGUCAAGGAGGGCACUGCAAGGAAGGUCGAUAGCUGUGCAAGGGCUGUCCUGUGGCUUGCUAGAUCCAUGGACUUCACGAUUGCGCUGUUACAGAGCUUAGAGGAGGACUCUGAGCAGCAGCAGAGCCUUGCGCAGCUUGUCGAGGCUGCGUACGAGGUCAGCCUGAAGCCGUGGCAUGGCUGGAUCUCUUCGGCGGCGUGCAAGAUAGCGCUGAAGCUCAUCCCUGAGAGGAAGGUCUUCACCAGCCUGCUGCUGGGGAUGGGCCAAGACUGCUCUGCUCUCAAGGAUGAGAUCGAGAGGCUCGCGUUGCUGCUUCGGCCCCUCCUUGAUGACAUCCACUCCAUGAUGGCCAGGUUCAGACUAGACAGGCUCAAGUCGACGUGA